AGAGAGGCCCCAGUCAGUAGCCAGACAUGAGCUGUGAGGGUCAAACUGGCAGACUACACUGAACACAGCUACCCAUCGGACCAUCCACUGUCUGCCUUCCUGAGUCUCAGGCAACAGAAGACAGGUGGCUCUACCCUUGGCCAAGGGUAGGUGUGGCACUGCUGUCUGCUGCCACCGUGCCCUCAUUGGCCUCCACGCAACCAGACUCAACAGAGGAGCAACUGCCAUCCGAGGCUCCCGACCUGACCCAGGGCCAUUCACCAGGAGCAUGGGGCUCUCUGAUGUCCAGCUCCAGCUGGUGCUGCUGUGGGCACUGGUGUGGGCACAGAGGGCAGGGUCUGUGUGUCCCUCCUGUGGAGGCCCCACACUGGCACCCCAAGCAGAACGAGCUCUGGUCCUUGAGCUAGCCAAGCAGCAGAUCCUCGAGGGGCUACACCUGACCGGUCGUCCCAUAAUAACUCAUCCUCCACCCCAGGCAGCACUGACCAGAGCCCUCCGGAGACUGCAGCGGGGCAGUGUGGUUCCAGCGAAUGGGGAGCAGGUCAUCAGCUUUGCUGCCAUCACAGAAUCCUCCACCUCCACCUGCAGCUCCACGCUCACCUUCUACCUGUCCACUCCUCGGUCCCACCACCUGUACCACGCUCGCCUUUGGCUGCACGUGCUCCCCACCCUUCCUAGCACUCUUUCCUUGAGGAUUUUCCCAUGGGGCCCUAGGAGGAGACGCCGAGGGUCCCACGUCCUCCUGGCUGAGCACCAACUGACAACCCCAGGCUGGCACGCCCUGACUCUGCCCUCUAGUGGCUUGAGGCAUGAGGAGUCUGGUGUCUUGAAACUCCAACUGGACUGCAGACCGCUAGAAGGCAACAGCACAGCUGCCCCCCAAACUCAGCAGCUCCUGGACACAGCGGGAGAGCAGCGGCCCUUUCUGGAACUGAAGACCCGGCCCAAAGAGCCUGGAGCAGGCCGGGCCAGGAGGAGGACCCCCAGCUGUGAGCCUGAGACCCCCUUAUGCUGUAGGCGAGACCAUUAUGUAGACUUCCAGGAACUGGGAUGGCAGGACUGGAUCCUGCAGCCUGAGGGGUACCAGCUGAAUUACUGCAGUGGGCAGUGUCCCCCGCACCUGGCUGGCAGCCCAGGCAUUGCUGCCUCCUUCCAUUCUGCUGUCUUCAGCCUCCUCAAGGCCAACAACCCUUGGCCCUUGGGUACUUCCUGCUGUGUCCCUACUGCCCGAAGGCCUCUCUCUCUCCUCUACCUUGACCGUGAUGGCAACGUGGUCAAGACAGAUGUGCCAGAUAUGGUGGUAGAGGCCUGUGGCUGCAGCUAG
This is a messenger RNA of Physeter macrocephalus (sperm whale), 1324 nucleotides long. RefSeq names its product inhibin subunit beta E (gene INHBE). Gene Ontology annotation, cellular component: extracellular region. NCBI's taxonomy places the organism in Eukaryota, Metazoa, Chordata, Mammalia, Artiodactyla, Physeteridae. Gene Ontology annotation, molecular function: hormone activity; growth factor activity; cytokine activity. Bases 269 to 1324 code for a protein of 351 amino acids. The record is from RefSeq and is a predicted model, not a curated record. The transcript is spliced from 2 exons.